CCUAAGACUUUUGGACAGUACUGUACUAAAUGCAAAAGUUGUCCUCACCUCCACUUGUUUUAACCUUAGUGUUUUGUAAUGUGAAAUUGGAUUUCUCCUAAAACUUGUCUGUAUCUUAAAUAUUCCCCACUGGGAGGCGUCAUGUUAACAUGCAGAGGGCAAACGAAGAUUUUAUACCCAUUAACUCUACAUAACUUCAAACAUAAAUAGCAUGUAAUUUGAAAAUAAAUAACAUGUAGCUUUUAUACAUAAUUUAGCUAUUUAUUUAACAUAUUUAUUAUUUACUUUUCAUUUAACUUACUUAAUUAUUAGUAGAGCCUACAUAGAAUGCUACACUAAGUUUACUGCACUUCAGGAGGCUCGCAUUUGAAAUCUGCUUGAGUAAUACUACGUUAGAUGUAGUGAGUCAUUAGCUGUUGACAUCAGAGCAUGUUCUGCUGAAACUCCUCCUCACUUUCCACUUACGGUCGUUGAUCCUCUCGUUUAAAAGUUAUGGGCUGUGCGUAAAAGUCCGGCUUCCAUAUAAGUAUGGAGCCUAAUUCUUCUCUGCUGUGAUACAUCAUUUUCCUCAAAUACACUUCAACCAGCACAAAAUUACGCCAGGUUGGAUAAUACAGAAAAAAGUGUUUUAUGGCAUCAGAACCGAAAAACGACAGUUGCCAGGAGAGCCUCACUGUCUCUGAUGGAUCUCCCACAACAUCUGCGAUCAUGUUUUCCGCCGGUGUCCUUGGGAAUGUGGUCGCAUUAAUUCUCUUGGAAAUACGGCGGAGGAAACAUCCCGCAUCUUUGUUCCAAGUUCUCGUCACAUCUUUGGUCAUCACAGAUUUGCUGGGAACUUUCUCCGUCAGUCCUCUAGUUUUAACUGCGUACUUGAGGAAUGAGUCUUUGAUCGGGAUGAAUGAAAAACGAUUCGUUUGCGGCCACUUUGGAUAUGCGAUGACAUUUUUCAGUAUGGUCACUCUCGCUAUUCUUCUUUCCAUGGCUGUGGAGCGCUGGCUCUCCAUAGGAUAUCCUUACUUUUAUGAGAAGCGCUUGAGUAAACGCUGCGGGUACAUCACCAUAGCUCUCAUUUACUUGCUUUGCGCUCUUUUCUGUGUCACACCUUUCCUCGGUUUUGGGAAGUAUGUUCAAUACUGUCCGGGUACGUGGUGCUUCAUUGACAUGGACCCAUCUACGCUCAAGCACAAAGUGUUCAAUAUCAUCUACGCGACUUGCUUGCUCUUCAUGAUUAUAUGUACAGUUUUGUGCAACGUGUCCGUCAUCUAUCAUCUUUCACUUAUGAACCGAAGACGCAAGGCGCACCAGAGCUCUAUCCAACGGCAGCGAGGACACAAGAGGCAUCGGUCCAUCACGAAGGAGGUAGAACAUCUGGUGCUGCUCGGGUUCAUGACCAUAGCAUUCGUCAUUUGCUCUCUUCCUCUCGUGAUUCAAGUGUACUUGAGGUACACUUCCAACCAAGAAAGUCACAAAAAUGAUCGCAUAUCCCUUCUUUUAGUAUCGGCCAACCCCAUCAUAGACCCCUGGGUCUUCAUCAUCCUCAGUCCCCCAGUGCCUCGUCUGCUCUGGAACAAGAUAUGUAAGACCGCAAAGUCCAAACCGACGCAGGAGAAGGUCCGCAGCAUUCAUCCAGUCAUGUAUCAGUCAAGCCCUCCUGGAGAUUCAGAAGGAGGGAAUUUUCUGAAAGUUUACACGGGAAUUCCAGGAACUGCUGGCUCCUGAUCUCUAAAACCUCUCUAUCUUCGUGGGAAAGAUUAUGGAGUGGUUGCUCAUCCAUGUUAUGAAAAUAACGGAUGCAGAAGUUUCGGGUCACUGGAUACCUGAACUGAAGGAUAUGAUACCUGAGGGUGAAAGAGCACCUGUAAUAUCAUGGAGAAUAUAAAAGCAAAUAAAAUUUAUUUAUUGUCUUUAUUUAUGGAGAGAAAAAACAUUUUUUGUUGCACAGAAAAUGUUUAUUUACCAGGAAGCCUAUUGGUAAAUAUAUAUAAAAACAUUUACAGGCUGAAAUGAACCCGUACUGUACUUCCUGUUUCAACUGCAUGUGGAAUGCGGUUCUCUUCCUUUGUGUGACUUCAUGCUUCAUCAGUUUUGUUUUCUGCGUUGCGUUGCAAAUAUAUGCAGGACUGAAUCAUGUCAUAGCAAGUCAGUUCAUUGUGAAAGAACCUAACCACUUAAAUCGCCAAACUGUGUAACAGUCCCAUGACUGAUGACAGUCAUUUGGAGAGGAAUUAAAGCAGGCUAAACUGAGGAAAUAAAAGUUUGUUUUGGAUCA
Molecule: messenger RNA, 2269 nt
Organism: Ctenopharyngodon idella (grass carp)
Lineage: Eukaryota; Metazoa; Chordata; Actinopteri; Cypriniformes; Xenocyprididae
Gene: ptger2b
Product: prostaglandin E receptor 2b (subtype EP2)
Exons: 2
Coding region: 631-1719 (362 amino acids)
Biological process (GO): inflammatory response; cellular response to prostaglandin E stimulus; positive regulation of cytosolic calcium ion concentration
Cellular component (GO): plasma membrane
Molecular function (GO): prostaglandin E receptor activity
Source: RefSeq, a predicted model, not a curated record